AUGUUUAGUUUACGAGAAUCGAUCCGUCUAGCUACCACCCUGAUCCCUCGUUUUCAUCCACCAUUUCUCGUUCGUUUCACACACAAAUAUUUUUCGUCAAACGUUAGAAUCGAAACAAAUUAAUUAAAAAGAAAGGGGGAGAGGAAAGGGUACAGUGCAUAAAUUAGUGAUUAACGAAACGGAUAAACAAGAUCAAUGAAACAAAGUGUAUCCGAGGAGGGGCAUCUUUUAAAUUAAAAAAUCAACGGGACUUAAUUGAGAAUCAUUUGGUGAAUAAUUGAAACAGAAUUUCGAUUUUGUUUCCGCGUUCUUGUUGAAGAAACUUCAAAGUGCUUCGGGGCACGUAAUUGGAGAUUGUUCAACAUUCAGGGAUAAUUUGCAAUUAACAAGUGGGCCUCGAGUGGAGGUCGAAGGUUCUUCAGGAUGUUGCAACAGCGGAGUAUACUCUGUGCGAUGCUUUUUGGACUGUUGUCCGGAGAACUCGUGCUCUCGGAUCAGCAACGAAACAAUCCUGCGCUGAACGAGCCCGACUUCGAGAUACCCGAGUACAUAUUACCAUGCAAUAGAUCAGAUCCCAAGAUAGACUCAUGCUUUAAGAAGACUUUGAACCACCUGCAGCCAUAUUUGCUGAAGGGUCUCACUGAUUUGGAUCUACCUCCGAUCGAGCCAUUGAUCAUCCCGGAACUAGGAAUGGAGAACGGUCAAGGAGCCGUUCGUGUUAGAGCGUUGUUCUCUAAUAUUACGGUCAUAGGGGCAGGAAAUUAUUCGCUCAUAAAGGCACGAGUCGACGUAAAGACAUACAGGCUUGAUCUUCACUUAUCGUUUCCAAAGAUCGAACUACAAGGCCGUUACGAAGUGGCGGGAAACGUGUUGCUCUUCCCCAUUCAGAGCCACGGUGAAUUCUGGGCACUUUUCGGCGACGUUCAGGCGAUCGCUCGUCUCCAAGGAGUGGAGGAGAUCCGCGACGGGGUUCGUUACCUGAAAGUGGCGCGGAUGUUGGUCGAUUUCAAUCUGGCCCGAGCGCGAUUCCGCGUGGUCGAUCAAUUAAAUGGCGACAACGUGAUCGGCCAAGCGAUGAAUCAGUUCCUCAACCAGAACGCGAAGGAGAUCAUCGAAGAGAUGAGACCAGCCGCCAGUGCAAGCAUCGCCAAACAUUUCAAGAGUUUCCUUGGCAAGGCCUUGAGCAAGGUCCCGUUAAAAGUUUGGCUUCGCGACACGUAGUUCCUUCGGAUCGUUUCUUUUUAUUUUCUUUUUCUUUUUUCUUUUUUCUUUUUCCUCUCUUGUUUUUCUGUAAACGUUGUCGAAGAAAAUCACGUUCCCUUAACUCCUCGAGGCGCGAUUUGGAUCGUGAAACGGACGAAUCGCGUUUGGGCAAUGAAACGACGAAGAAGAAUGCUCUCGAAGACGGAGUAUUUCGAUGGACUGACGAUGAUUUGACUUUGGUUCAAAUUUGUAUGUAUCGUGCAUUUUUGCUGCACUUUAUGGCAGAUGAAGAGGAUUGAUUCGAGAGAAUACUGUUUCGCAAAUUCGUUGUGAGAAUCAUCGAGUGAAUAUCGUUGCUAUUGAGUUGGUGCUAGGGUAGAACUUUGGUUGUUUGAAAUAUAUUUUAUGAAACUGAGAAAUAUUUCAGAAGUCGUUUCUCCUUUUGUUUAUUAAAUACUUUCUCCUCUUUCUUCAUUAUCAAAUUGCUUCGCCUACGAUUCGUUUAUCUUCAUUACGAAACAUUUUUCAUCUGAAGUGUUUCAUUUUGUCUAUUUCGAGUCAUCAAAUAUUUUCGUAAUUCUUUAAUUUUACAUUCAAACAAUCUUAGUCACGCCGUACUAUUUUCUGCCGCAUUUAACGGGAAAAUAAACUUGUAGAAUGAUACGCUCAUCGUUAAUUUCAAUGUACAACUGACUUCUCGAUGUUAUGUCACACGCCACACACUGUAGUUACAGUAGCUCUGUGCAGAGAAAAAUAACCGAUAAUUAUUCAGAAACGUGCUGUCCGCUUUCAAAAAUUGACUCGAACAUCAUGACUUCUCUGCACAGAGAUUGUAAUUACACGCAUAUAAUAUUGAUAUAAUAAUAAUAACUUAAUUUCAUCUGCA
Frieseomelitta varia is the source of this 2089-nucleotide messenger RNA. RefSeq lists its product as uncharacterized. The record is from RefSeq and is a predicted model, not a curated record. The transcript has 4 exons. Bases 424 to 1221 code for a protein of 265 amino acids. NCBI's taxonomy places the organism in Eukaryota, Metazoa, Arthropoda, Insecta, Hymenoptera, Apidae.